AUGGUAGGCGUGCCUGUUAAACGAGUAGCGGUCAUCGGUGCUGGGCCUGCGGGGGCCAUCGCGAUAGAUGCCCUGGCGCAAGAACAAGCAUUCGACAUCAUCCGUGUGUUUGAGCGCCGUGAAGGUCCAGGAGGCUGCUGGAUUGGCGACUCAUGCCCGCCUCCAACGCUCAGCGACUUUGCAUCGCUGGCGAAGAGAACAGCCGAUGCCCCCAUAGCUAUCCCUGAGAGACUGCCAGCGCAGGCUCCAAAGUGCGACCAGCCUCGUUUCUCGGAGUCGUCAGUGUAUCCUUACCUGGAGACGAAUAUCGACUUCCUGCCCAUGCAGUUCAACCAGGAACCCUUCCCCGAAGAACGCAGCGAGCUCUCCAUAUCACAACACGGCCCUGAGACCCCAUUCCGCAAGUGGGACGUCGUCCAGCGAUACAUCAGGAGUCUUGUAGAGCGCCGGGGAUACAGCGACUUUAUCUCUUAUAACACCACCGUCGAGCGGGUCGAGAAGGUUGGCGCAGAGUGGAAAGUCACCCUGCGAAGAGACGGAGAGAAGAGCGACUACUGGUGGACUGAAUGGUUUGAUGCUGUCGUCGUGGCCAGCGGACACUUCUGGGUGCCAUAUAUCCCCCCGGUCGAGGGUCUCGAGAGCUUCGAGAAGGCCAGGCCGGGCAGCGUAAUCCACAGCAAACACUUCAGGGGCAGAGAAGCCUUCGCCGACAAGCGAGUCGUGGUCGUGGGCGCAUCUGUUUCAGCAGCGGACAUCGCGUUCGAUCUGGUGGAAACGGCAAAGACCCCAGUCCAUGCAAUUACGAUCGGACAUAAAGCCAAUGGCUACUUUGGCGACGAGGCCUUCAAGCAUCCACAGAUACAGAACCAUCCGUCCAUAGAGCGGGUGUCAAACAGGACUGUAUACCUGGCCAACGGCACCUCCAUCGCGGACGUCGACUACAUCGUCUUCGGCACAGGCUACAGCUGGACGCUGCCGUUCUUACCAGACGUUCCAGUGCGCAACAACCGUGUCCCUGACCUGUACCAGCAUGUCGUCUGGCAAAGGGACCCGACCCUGCUGUUUAUCGGCGCCGUCGCGGCUGGUCUGACGUUCAAGGUCUUCGAGUGGCAGUCGGUGUUGGCUGCUCGGCUGCUUGCUGGACGAGCGACUCUACCGCCCGUCGAGGACAUGCAGGCAUGGGAAGCAGAACGUAUCAAGGCCCGCGGUGACGGCGUGAAGUUUACGCUCAUCUUCCCGGACUUUGAGGACUACUUUGAGACGAUACGACGUCUGGCCGGCGAAGGGGAGCAGGGUAAAGGGCGCAAGCUGCCCAAGUUCCGCCGCGAGUGGGUGAGGGCGUUUCUGGAUGGCCAUGAACGCCGCAAGGCGAUGUGGAAGAGGUUGAACUUGAGAUCCCGGGCGUCGAUGAAUGCGACGGCCAAGAGGGAAGUCUCGCGGCUUUGA
Arthroderma uncinatum is the source of this 1446-nucleotide messenger RNA. RefSeq lists its product as uncharacterized. The coding region runs from base 1 to 1446 and encodes 481 amino acids. The record is from RefSeq and is a predicted model, not a curated record. Gene Ontology annotation, molecular function: N,N-dimethylaniline monooxygenase activity; NADP binding; flavin adenine dinucleotide binding. Lineage: Eukaryota; Fungi; Ascomycota; Eurotiomycetes; Onygenales; Arthrodermataceae. The transcript is spliced from 3 exons.